Molecule: messenger RNA, 2078 nt
Organism: Coffea eugenioides
Lineage: Eukaryota; Viridiplantae; Streptophyta; Magnoliopsida; Gentianales; Rubiaceae
Product: asparagine--tRNA ligase, cytoplasmic 2
Exons: 8
Coding region: 80-1909 (609 amino acids)
Biological process (GO): asparaginyl-tRNA aminoacylation
Cellular component (GO): mitochondrion
Molecular function (GO): ATP binding; asparagine-tRNA ligase activity
Source: RefSeq, a predicted model, not a curated record
UGUAGCAACCUUGAUUGCAAACUAAUUAUCUUCAACCUUCUUUUUCAGCACCACUCAUUGAACGCUUUUUAUCACCAAAAUGGAAUCAGAAAAUGCCGAGAAGCUGAACCUUUUCAAGUACUCUAAACGGGUCAUCUUGAAAGAUAUUGUCGGCAGGGAUGAUGGAGGAGCGGGGCUGCUUGGACGGAGAGUAGUCAUUGGUGGAUGGGUUAAGUCCUCUAGGGAGAUUAAGAAAGACCCUCCUAGUAUGGUAGAUACUGAUGCCGUUGGACCCAAAGAUGCGAGUUGUGUGGAACUUAUGCAGUCUAGGAUACCUUUUCUCAGGUCCAUUCUUAAGGUUUUAGGUGGCGGAGAUCAUCGGAUUCGUGACAAGUUGGAUUCUGUAACUCCUAAACCACCGCAACCUUCAAUUUCCGUUCUGCAAAUUAGUGAUGGAUCUUGUGUACGAACUCUUCAGGUUGCGGUGGACUCAGCUUUAGCUUCUCCAAGCCAAAUCAUGCCUACUGGAACUAGCAUACUAGCAAAAGGUAUAUUGCAGCAGCCAUAUUUGCCGGGGAAGCAUGUCGUUGAGCUCAAAGUCGAGCAACUUCUACAUGUGGGGAUUGUUGAUCCGGACAGCAGGUAUCCUUUGUCCAGGAAACGUUUGCCCCUGGAAAUGUUAAGAGAUCGUUCCCACAUUCGGCCUCGGACAACUACGGUUGCAUCUAUAACACGAAUCAAUAAUGCUCUCACUCAAGCAACUCAUACCUUCUUCCAGAAUCAUGGGUUUCUUUACGUGCAAGUGCCCAUAAUUACAUCCUUGGACACUGGAGGAUUUAGCAAGAAAUUUCAAGUGACAACUCUUUUUAACAAAGAAACAGUACAGGGCCAAAAUAUUGUGGAUAAUACUGCCGGUGUCAGCCUUGAUAAUAUCAAGGCUUCUAUCAAGGAAAAAAACAGACUAGUUGAAGAACUGAAGAGGAGUGAAAGCAAUAAGGAAGCUCUAGUUGCUGCAGUCCAGGAUCUGAGAAAAACAAAUGAACUUGUGGCACAGUUGGAAGCAAGAGAGAAGGCAAAAUCUGAAACAUCACUAAGAACAGAGAAGCUCAAUUUCUCUGAAGAUUUUUUCUCUCGCCCGGCAUAUCUCACAGUUUCAGGUCGCCUUCAUUUAGAAAGCUAUGCGUGUGCCCUUGGAAGUGUUUACACAUUUGGACCUAGAUUUCAAGCUGAAGAGUCGGAAUAUUCCAAGAGGUUAUUAGCUGAAAUGUGGAUGGUUGAGCUCGAAAUGGCUUUCUCGGAACUGGAAGAUGCCAUGGACUGUGCAGGUGACUUGUUGAAAUACAUGUGCAAAUGGAUUUCGGAUCAUUGUCCUGAUGACCAAAAAUUUUUAUCAAAGAGAAUUGACCAAACUCUUGUAGAUCGCCUCCAAUCAAUUGUUUCAGGCUCAUUUGAAAAGAUAACAUACGCCGAAGCAGUCGAAAUUUUGAAACAGGUGCCGGGUAAGAAAUUUGAAGCCAAACCAGAAUAUGGUUUUACUUUAACUGAAGAACAUGAAAGUUAUCUUGCAGACGAGUUCUAUAAAAGGCCUGUUAUUAUCUACAACCAACCAAAAGAAAUUAAGCCUUUCUAUGUGCGCCUAAAUGAUGAUGGGAAAACAGUUGCUGCAUUUGAUGUUAUUUUACCAAAGGUUGGAGCGGUGAUACGAGGAAGCCAAAAUGAGGAACGCUUCGAUUGGUUAAGCCCAAGGAUGAAAGAACUGGGCUUGACGAACCGAGAAUACGAGUGGUACUUGGAUCUUCGCAGACAGGGAACAGUCAAACAUUCUGGCUUCAGUGUGGCGCUCGACUCAUUAGUUCUUUAUGCUACUGGCCUCAAUGAUAUCAAAGACGUUGUUCCUUUCCCCAGAAUCUAUGGCAACGGCAAUCACUAAGUUUGUAGCAGACGACCAGCGAAAGGCAUGAAGAACUCUUUGUACAUAUAUGUGUUGUCUGGCAAUAAAGCUGUCCAUUUAUUUGCAGACAUGUAAAUUACAUGUAGUGAAUCAUAUGUAAGAGAUACAGAGAGAGAUGAUUAAUAAAAUACAGAAUACAGUUUCUUUA